Molecule: messenger RNA, 773 nt
Organism: Sinocyclocheilus anshuiensis
Lineage: Eukaryota; Metazoa; Chordata; Actinopteri; Cypriniformes; Cyprinidae
Product: chromatin complexes subunit BAP18-like
Exons: 3
Coding region: 84-470 (128 amino acids)
Source: RefSeq, a predicted model, not a curated record
CUGUUUGUAGGCCAUAAAACAUCAUUAUUCAUUGUGUAGCUUGUCAGCAUCUAAUUAGACAUUUCUCAAACAUUAGGGCACAAAUGAAAACAACAGUCAAGAGGAAGACUUAUGAAGAUGGUGGAGCUCCUUUAUCCACUGAUUCACCAAAGAAGAGUACCAAAAAGGUGCUGGUUUCUAUGGCUCCCCCAGCCCCACCUAAAGUCAUCGCUGUGCCAACGUCUCAGGUUGUGGUGACUGCGGGUUUACAGCGGCCAACCACAGGUCCAUCUAGCAUUAAGUCAUCAAAGACGGCAGAUGUCACUCUCAGUGCACUGAAUGACUCUGAUGCCAACAGCGAUCUGGUAGAUAUUGAGGGCUUGGGUGAUAGUUCUACAUCUAAAAAGCUCAAUUUUGAUCAAGCAGAUAGUCUAAAUCUCGACUCCAGUCUCAUCAUGAAUUCCAGUGACUUGCCAUUGUUAUCCCGUUGAAAUCUUCUGCAACAUACAAUCAGGAAAAGGAACUAAUCAUGUCACUUCAGUGCGGGGUUCAGGAAACUUGCGUUUUUUAAUCUGGAGACAGUUCUCUUUUUUACAGGAAAAGACUCAUUUCUACGUUAAUAGUGAAGCUAGGCAUAUUUUACCAAUGAAGGACACAGUUUUAAGAGGCUGGCAAAUUUUGCUUAAUACAUUUUUCUGUUCUGGGUCCAAAAUUCAUCAUUUUAAAAUAAGUUAUUGUAAAGGCAUUGUGUAAAAAAAAAUUCAACCAUUAUCAAUAAAGUAUUAUGACCAUUA